Molecule: messenger RNA, 818 nt
Organism: Pundamilia nyererei
Lineage: Eukaryota; Metazoa; Chordata; Actinopteri; Cichliformes; Cichlidae
Product: butyrophilin subfamily 1 member A1-like
Exons: 4
Coding region: 102-803 (233 amino acids)
Biological process (GO): T cell receptor signaling pathway; regulation of cytokine production
Cellular component (GO): external side of plasma membrane
Molecular function (GO): signaling receptor binding
Source: RefSeq, a predicted model, not a curated record
GAAAGUGUUCAAAACUGCGUCAGUGCGCUGAGAGGAGAGGCUGUGAGUUCCGUUAUUUUCGAGAGAUACUGUAUUCACAAUCUUGGGAGAUUUCUGCGGACAUGGAGCUUCUAUCACUUCUGUUUAUGAGCUCCUGCUUCCUGACUUUGUCCGGACUGACGUUUGGUGAUCAAUCCGGGGGACAUGUGAUUGUGAAAGAAGGUGAUUAUGCCAUUUUACCCUGUUCCCUCGGCACCAAUGAGAGCAUUGAGUUUGUGCGGUUUGAGUGGACGAAGGAUGGAACUGAAAAGGAGGUGUUUAUACAUGAUAAUGAGAUGAAUCAAAGUCCUGCCCUCCCAGAUCGAGUCUCACAUUUUCGAGAUGGUCUGCAGCACGGCAACGCCUCCAUAAAAAUAAAUUAUGUUCAACUGGAGGACAGAGGAAUCUACACCUGUGACUUUCCAAGCAGAGGAAAAACAUUCAGGAUUGAGCUUGUUGUUGACUCCGUAUUAAAGGUCCGGAACGUCCCAGGAGCAGCAGAGCUUAAUGUUACAAGUCAUCAAAUAAAUGGCGAGGUGCUGCUCCAGUGUGAUGUUCAAAGUGGACUCCCCAUGCCUACAGUGGAGUGGCGGGACAGUAACGAUCAAAUCAUUCCUUCUGAGAAGUCACAGGUCUCUGAACAAGGUCGCUUCAACAUCACCCUCAAAGCUACUGUGGAAAAAAGUGGCCGCUAUCGCUGUGUCGCCACACAGGACAAAAUCAACCAUCAGGCACAAAAGGAAAUCAAUUUAUAUAUUUAUGGUGAGUGGCAUUUUAAUCAUUAAACGAUUCUUAUUGCU